Molecule: messenger RNA, 1051 nt
Organism: Closterium sp. NIES-67
Lineage: Eukaryota; Viridiplantae; Streptophyta; Zygnematophyceae; Desmidiales; Closteriaceae
Source: the annotation of a GenBank genome assembly
GCAUUUUCCCAUUACCGCUGAUUAACCCCACAAGCCACAUAGCGAGCGACUCUUUGGAGGUGUUUACUGGAGCCCGCUGUUCACUUCAUCGCUCAGCCGAGACGUCAUUUUCCGCAAUCGCCGCCGCAACCUCCGCUUCCAUUCCAUAACCAUCCACUCAACCGCCAUCUCUUCCGCUGCAACCAUGUUCCGCUCGCUCGGUCGUUUGGCCAACCGCACUGGCGCCGUUCAAAGUGCGAUUCGAUCCUUUGCCGCCGAAGCUGCCCCCGCCGAUGUGAAGGUGCCAACCUCCGUGUUCGGCGUGGCGGGCAAGUACGCGUCGGCGCUGUACGUGUCGGCUGUGAGGGGGCAGCAGGUGGAGGCGGUGGAGAGGGAGAUGAGGGAGCUGGUAACCGUUACGGGCAGCAACCCGACGUUUGCGGCGUUCCUGCGCGACCCGUCGGUGUCCAAGGAGGUGCGCGUGAAGGCGAUCGAGGAGAUCUUCAAGCAGGCGCAGUACUCGCCCAUCACCACCAACUUCCUCACCCUCCUAGCUGACUCGGGGCGGCUGUCCUUCCUGCCCAAGAUAGCGGCCACCUACGAGGACAUCCUCAUGGCGCACCGAGGCCAGGUCAAGGCCACCGUCACCGCCGCCCUCGAGCUGACCCCCGCUGAGCUGGCGGAGGUGCGGGAGGCGCUGGCAGGCAUGCUGUCAGCGGGGCAGACGCUGCAGCUGCAGCAGCGCGUGGACCGCAGCAUCAUCGGGGGCGUGCUCGUGGACAUCGGCGACAAGCACAUUGACUUAUCGAUUCGCUCCAAGAUCCGCCGCAUGGAGAAGGUCCUCACCGAGUCACUGUAGAUGCGGGGCGCUAUGCAGGGAUAUGAUGGUGCUUGCAUGUUUUGUAUGAUUGUGUCGCGCAUGGUGUAGGAGAUGGCUUCACGGAUGUGGAGCAGAUGUGAAGGAUGAAAAUAACAUACGGUAUUGUUUACUGCUAGGAAUGGAGCAUUGUAGUAGGACAUAAUAUUUGUGUGGGCUUAUGUGGCAUUACCAUACCAUGACUAUUGGCCAAUG